This is a messenger RNA of Magallana angulata, 1702 nucleotides long. RefSeq names its product leucine-rich melanocyte differentiation-associated protein-like. Gene Ontology annotation, biological process: melanocyte differentiation. NCBI's taxonomy places the organism in Eukaryota, Metazoa, Mollusca, Bivalvia, Ostreida, Ostreidae. Gene Ontology annotation, molecular function: protein binding. The transcript is spliced from 7 exons. The record is from RefSeq and is a predicted model, not a curated record. The coding region runs from base 79 to 819 and encodes 246 amino acids.
AUCUAAGCACGUUUCUAGUUUCAGUUUCGACUCACUCACGUGACAAGUGUUUUGAGUGCAAUAUCACGUGAUGUAAAUAUGGCUGACGAUCAACACGAAGAGAAUCAAGAAAUCGAAGAAGAUGAUGUCCCUAGGCCUGUUUUUGACGAUGGAAUGCUUUCACUGGCUGGACAGGAUCUUACGAAAAUCCCUGUGGAAGCUGUCAAUGAAUUUGCUGAGAAAACAAAAAGAUUAGAUCUGAGUUUUAAUUGUUUAAGAUCUUUGGAUGGACUUGAGAAGUUUUCACAGCUAGAGGAACUUGUCCUAGACAACAAUGCCCUAGAUGAUGACAUAAAGUUUCCAAUGCUCAAAAACCUUCACACUGUUACUUUAAAUAAAAAUAGAAUAACAAAUCUUGAUCAGCUUCUGAAUAACAUCUCUAAAAAUCUUCCAAGUUUGACAUAUUUAAGCAUGCUAAGUAAUGAAGCAUGCCCCAAUCAGCUGUCAAGUCUGGAUAAAGACGAAGAGGAUUACCAGAGAUAUAGGUAUUACGUUUUGUUCCAAUUGCCUGGACUAAAGUUCCUAGAUUCCACAAGUGUAAAAGAUGAGGAACUAGCAGAGGCAAGAAGAGUUGGACCAUUUAUGCAGGUCAUCAAGGUCAGGGAGGAAGAGAUAGAACAUAAAGAAGAAGGAAACGAUACAGAACCAUCAGCAUUCACACCUCUUCCAAAUUCCACCAAAAGUCUGGAGAAACCAGUUGCAUCAUUUGGCAAGAGUAAAUAUAUCUAUUAUGGAAAGCACUCAGAAGGGAAUAGAUUCAUCAGAAACAAAGACUUGUGAAAUUACCUUUAUCAAAGACAAGGACAAUUCCAAUAUUACAUUUUAAAAAAUAAUCACCGACCCUUGGUUGACAGUAUUUUCACAUCAUCCAAUGUGAUUCAGAGAGCAUCUUGAAAAAUCAUAACAAGAAUGAAAUAAGAAAGACUUGAUAAUUUGUCAUUACAUUUACUUACCAGUAAAUACGAUAGAAAACGGCAAAAUAUGUUCAAUCCCAUUACUCGUACAUCAAGGAAUAUGUAAGAUGAUUAAAAAAAAACAAAGAUUCUAAAUUUUCCAAAUGCAUAAUGGAAUUUGUGUUGUAUAUGGGUUGUUCAUAUUAUUUGCAUAUACUCUUGAUUAUACAUGUACUUGAUUACUACUACAAAUUUAGUUACUCUAUUGGGUUUUUUUUUAAGGGAAGGGGGGGAAUUCCCAAGGCUCCUGUUAGUUUUUGGUCUUCAACUUACCAUAUGUUUGUAGUAUCUUUAAAUUGUACAAAGAUUUAAAGAUCACUGAGUAAGAAUAAUGUUCAUAUGUAUUUGGUCUUUAUGAGUGGAAAUAAUGAAUGAAUAGAGAGCCUUUUAAGUAACAGUAUAUGUGAUUAUCAAAUGCACCAAUAUCUGUACAUUCAACAUAAAUAGUGAGUAGGACUCUCGGUCUUGGUUAACACCACAGUGAAGGCGAUCUACUUCAUCAUCUGUGUAAACUAAAGAAUUGUGUAAAUACAGUUACUGUGUAACACUCAGAUGUUUUACAUUCUAGAAUGAGUAGUGGUUGAUCCGCACUUAUGAUUUGUACAACUGGUUGUUCAGCUAGUAUAAAUUUUUUUUAAAAAUACUUGUAAAUAUAUUGAUGUGUUACAAGUUGUCCACAUGUCAAAUGAAAUAAAGAUACAGAUGGAGUA